Arabis nemorensis is the source of this 438-nucleotide messenger RNA. The record is from the annotation of a GenBank genome assembly. NCBI's taxonomy places the organism in Eukaryota, Viridiplantae, Streptophyta, Magnoliopsida, Brassicales, Brassicaceae.
AUGGAAGAUGCAGAACUUGAUAGGCAGAUAAGAGAAGGUCAAAGUGAACGAAUUAUCUUUGUCAAAAGUAGUGGUGCUACAGAUGUUCCUAAAAAACAAGAGGGGUAUGUGCAAUCUCCAGGACAUGUUUGCAAUGACCUUGGAACUGGUCAUAGAAAGAAUGUCAAGACCUCGAUGGCUGCUCGUGAGAUGAAGACUCACACUUCCUCAGGGUCCUCUUUGGCUGCCAAGAAAUUGAAGGAUAUUCAGAAACCAAACAAAAGAGUUUUAAGGAGAGCGAGGAGGCGCAAGAGACAGAGGAAUGUUAAUGCUAAGUCUCAUGCUGAAUCACACAACAAAUUCGGAGGGUGUUUUCGUUGUGGAAAGAAAGACCACAGGUGGCAGCAGUGCUUCAAAAGAAAGAAGAAACUCUUGACGCUCUGGAAGGUGUUGGAUUGA